This is a messenger RNA of Brassicogethes aeneus, 1877 nucleotides long. NCBI's taxonomy places the organism in Eukaryota, Metazoa, Arthropoda, Insecta, Coleoptera, Nitidulidae. The record is from the annotation of a GenBank genome assembly.
ACAAGAUUUCGCAUGUUAUUAUAUUGACAGAUGUCAAUUAUAUUUAAAUUUAAGAUAAGAAAACAAAUGUUAUUAAAUAAUUGUGCACUAAAUACGAAUAGCAAGAUUUUACAUUGCAUAUAAAUGUUAUUUCUAGACAUGCCAGUUAUAGGUAUACAUAAACAGGUUGUGUUUGCAAGAUCCAACUGAUUUGUUAUUUUAAAAUUCAAGUUUGUACUUGUAAAAUGGAUGAAAUAAUUGAACUCGAUUCCAGUGACGAAACAAUUGUGUUAAAUCCGUCUGAAAUAGCUAAUUUAGAUAAUGAUUCUAAUAGCACAGAACAAACGGAUGAUCUACUAAGUGAAGCUGAUUUAAUACUUAAAAAAUAUACAUCUGACUUAAAACCUGGUAGUAGUGCAUUUUCAUCACAAUCAAACUUUAAUGAAUUUUCUGAUGAUGAGCCUUCAAGCAAAAAAACUAGAAACUCCAAUGAUUGUGAUGAAAUUAUGAGACAAUUGAAUAGUGAGGAUAAUAUUUUUAAAGAAUUUGCUAAAAAAUACAAGAAAAAAGAGGAUGUACCCAGUACUCAUACUGGUUUAUAUGAUAAACCUAUUUUAUUAAAUAAAGAAUUGGAAGAAAACUUUGACCAAGAUACUGAUUUUUUAACAAAAACAGAUGAUGAUCUAGAAGCUGCUGAUUUGUUGAUGAAAGAAAUUUAUGCAAAAUACAAUCUAGGCAGCAUUAAUUCUAAAACAAGUAGCAGCAAGUCUUCUAUUGAAGAACAAGGGGGAAAUAAAUUAAAAGGUAAAAAACCUUUAUCGAAGAAUGAGAAAGCACUAGAAAGGGAAGCAGCAAAAGUUGUAAGAAUGCAGAAAAAAGAUGAAUUGGCAAGGGAAAAGAGAAAUAAAGAAGCUUUAAGAAUGUUAGAGAAGAAUAUAAAUCCAUCUGAAUGUUUAAAGUUUAUUACAGUUAAUUUUGAUGAUGAAAUAUUUCAACAACCUUAUUGGAAUGUAAUUAUUAAUACUUUGCAAAAUGCUAAUGUAUCAUUUACAAAAAUAGCACAGCCAAUUCCAAAAUUAAUAUCAUGGACCAGAAAAACUAAUUUUAUUGAAAAAGAGAAACUAAUUUCUAAAGACAUUGAAGAACAACAUUUGCUGUUGUUAAUGGACUCGAAAGAUUUUUUAAUCCACAUUAAAGAAAAAACCCUUACGAUUUUCAUACAAAGCAUACAUUCAUUGUUCACAGAGAAAAAACAAUUAUCAUUGGGAGUUUAUGGUUUGGCACAGUACUUUAAGUUUAAAAAAAAUAAGGAAAAAAGUGAUUUUCAAUCGGCAAUAAGGGAGACUGAAAGCAAAAUGCCCAAUGGGUUUAAAGAUUUUCCCAAAGUCGACAGAAAAACAGUUGAAUUUGCUUUGGCUGAGUUGCAAUUGUUUUGUUUGUGUUAUUUUAGAGCUUUGGAAAGUCACGAUGAUGUUUCUGUGUUUAUAAUGGAAUGUACCAAAUCGGUCGCCAAAAAACCUUAUAAAUUAAAAAAGCAAGAAAGCUACCAACAAGAGACUGAAUGGUUUCAAGGUGACAAAAAAGACUGCAUUAGAGUUGAUAAACAUGGAAAUGGUCUUUCUCGGCUAUGGACACAAGUUUUAACAAUGUUUCCUUUAGCGAGACUAGAGACUGCAGAGGCAAUUUCAUCUCUUUAUUCGAAUCCAAAAGCUCUUUUUGAGGCAUACGAUAAUAGCCAAUCAGAACAGGAAAAGGAGCAAUUACUACAAGAACUGAGAGUCAGAAGAGCUGCAGGCCCAAACACGUCUUUUAGAAAAAUCGGACCUGAAAUGAGUAAAAAAGCGUCUAAUUUUUUUAAUUCGCAAGAAAAUGUUUUACUGUAAUUUAAUAAAUUAUAC